Molecule: messenger RNA, 2357 nt
Organism: Synchiropus splendidus (mandarinfish)
Lineage: Eukaryota; Metazoa; Chordata; Actinopteri; Syngnathiformes; Callionymidae
Gene: hspb9
Product: heat shock protein, alpha-crystallin-related, 9
Exons: 2
Coding region: 1521-2183 (220 amino acids)
Biological process (GO): response to heat; protein refolding
Molecular function (GO): protein folding chaperone
Source: RefSeq, a predicted model, not a curated record
AUGAUUGAUAUGUUUAUUUUAAAUAACUUUCGAUUUUGAUCACAAUCUAUGUUGCUUUAUUCUGGUUUGGGGAAUUUCCAGACAAAAUUUGCCUCAGCUUCUGAACAAUGAUUCUUUGUCUCUUCACGUUUUGGAACGCAUUGUCGUCACGAUCUAAUAGUUCACGAUUCAAUGUCAUCACAUCGCUGACCUCUAUCUCCGGACGAAUGAGAUGAAACUGGAUCAUUUCCCUCGGCACACCUCACCUGACAGUCCGUCCAGGAAUACGUUCACGCUCACGAUGCGUCGCUGAGCAAAGCUGUGACUGGUCAGCACACUGUUUGAUAGAAACUACCAUAUAAACAUUUAAAUGCUUUCUAAACUGAGAUGAACAAGCCUUUUCCUCCUGUGUUCGACCACCUUCUGUACUGCUUUAGUACGCAUGCCAAUGACGUGAAUACAUGUUUCAACAGCUAUGACACAUGUUCUUUUUUUAUUGUAACACCCCCCCCACCUCCUUUUCCCUCCGCCGGGGGUGAUGUUACAUUCCUCCCCACCAACUGUGGGCGUGCAGACGGACCAAUAUAGAGUUCAGACACAGCUGGGACAUCCCAGAGUAUCUUGGUGGGUUUUGAAAUUUCAACUGUUGCCUGAAGAUAAACACAUUUCAAAAGCCUUCACUGUUGCUGCUCAGCAGUGGUCAGUACCUGACGAAGGAACAGCCAGCAACACAGACCCAGGCUCCCACAACUAAACUGCCAUUUUGGGUGUCACCACCAGAGACAGACACAAACACCAAAACUGACAUGAAAAUAAAAAACACCACUGUCGUCGAUGUCUGCCGUCCUUGAAAUUAGGAAAUUGUUAUGUGGCUCUACCGAAAAAUUCUAUUGCGACUUCGCAUCUCUGACUUCACUGGUCUUUAUUUCAUAAUCAAUAAAUAAUAAGUAAUAAAAUAUAAAUAAUAUGAUAAUAAUUAUAACUAGCCACAGAUAAUUUAAUCUUAACAUGUGAUUUUAUUUUAUUUGUGGCGUAUGUUUGAGUGAGUAAUACAGUGAUACGGUUUGAUAAAUAAAGUUCUAACCUUGUAUAAGAUGUACAGUAUCUUUUCAUAAAAAAUAUUUGAUGUGAAAUGUGUUGUAGUUGUAGAGAAGUGGAUCCGGUCUGGAAAUCGUUGAGCUUAUAUUAAGAAAUCCAUUCAAGUGAAUGAUAUUUCUCACAAAGCUUAACAUAGGCCGUGCUCUAAGACGACGAGUGGAGUGUGUCACCGUCCCCAUAGUUGUUAUUCAUAAGCAGCUGACUCAUAACAGCUGGUUGCUUCCUCCGUUCAUCUUUUCAGUGUUGGCAUAUCUUUCUUAAGACUCCAAAGGGAUAUUCCAGGGCUCACUUGAUCACAUAAAGCUCUGAGCUCAUGGCUCUGGAAAUACUCGGUGGGCAGGACUGAGCCGCGUUAUAAAUGUGGCAGGCUCCCAGUCAAGGACUCAGACACUGAGGAGCUUCCACAUAGUCUUCCUCUUCUCUGGAGCGACACAAGAAGCAGCAUGCUGGCCCAGCGUUCAACCCUUUCCAGCCUGUUCAAUGACGACCCUUUCUUCAGCCAGGAGUCGCUGUGGCCCUCGGCGUCUGGAGCCCUCUCACAGUUGCAGGAGGACUUCUUCAACAGAAGGCCUAAGAUGUCUGAGGGCCUCUUGAGGGAGCUCAGUGACGACACCGAGCACUUCACUCGUCUGCCCCUCAUCCCCUCAUUUGCAAGGUUGCAGAAUGGUGAGGACCAACAGAAGGAGAUGAAGAAGACCGCAUUGCAACCGAGAGUGCCACAGACCACUGACGCCCAUGGGAACCUGCUGGUCACCCUGGAUGCUCGUGGUUACGCCCCCAGUGACAUCACGGUCAAACUCAAGGACAGGAGCAUUGUUGUGGUCGCCCAGAAGAAGGCUGUUGCUGAAGAAACCCAGUCCUGUUCCUCCUCCUCCUCCGCCAUGUCCUCCUGCUCUAUGGCUUCAUGUCAGAUGGGAUUCACCAGAAAGAUAGACCUUCCUGAGAACCUGGACCUGUCAGCUCUCUCCUGCUCCCUGAUGGACAAUGGACAGCUGUGCAUCUCUGCCCCCGCUGCAACGCAACAGAAAGAUGAAGAACAUGAGGUUCCAACCCGCUUCAGGUCCUCACUGGAGUUUCCGAUCAGCAGUGACAAGACAGAUGUGUGACGAGGAACUCAAUAGCACUCACACGCACACACACACACUGAAGCACACCAUUUCUUAAGAGUGUUUUUUAAAUGUAAAUCGAACCAUUAAUGUGUCAAAUAAAACGCUUGAUCUCAAAGCCGUGAGCAAAUUUCUCUUUACUCUUAAGCGCCCUGUGGUGGGACAAAUGGUACU